CAGGUGUCACACGAGGGCUUUGUCCAUAGUAGGCUUCUGGGGGCACCGUUGACGCUUGCUUACUGAUCCAAGGCUCAGGUUAUUAUGGGCAAGUCGGAAAGUCAGAUGGAUAUGAUUGAAAACGGUGCGGCUAGCAGGCCAAGGCGGCGUGGAUGGUCGUCCAGGGAGCGGGCACUCGUGGGCUUGGUGAUUUUAUUAUCAAUUGCAUUUCUCGCCCUUCUCAUUGUAUUUGCUAGCUGGGACGAUGGUGUCUGUACUUCCUCUGACUGCGUACAAUCUGCAUCUAGAAUCAUUGAGAAUAUGGAUACCUCCAUAAAACCUUGUGACAAUUUUUAUGAAUAUGCCUGUGGUGGAUGGAUUAAAAAAAAUGUGAUUCCUGAGGCGAAUGCUCGCUAUAGUACAUUUGACAUUUUAAGAGAAGAGCUUGAAGUUGUUUUAAGAGGAGUGUUGGAAAAACCUGAUUCUUCUGACAUUGCUGCAUUGAAGAAAGUGAAAACCUUGUACAGAUCCUGUGUCAAUGAAACUGCCAUUGAAAGCAAAGGUGGAAUGCCAUUGAUUAAUGAACUACAAGCUAUGUUUGAAUGGCCUUUGGCAACAACAAACUGGGAAAGAGACUAUGGAGAUUUAUGGACAGCUGAGCAAUCCAUAGCAAAGCUGUAUACAUCGUAUGCGAGGCAAAUUAUUGUAAGCUUUUAUGUUGGGACCGAUGACAAAGAUUCCAAUUCGCAUAUUAUCCAUCUUGACCAGCCUGGACUUGGCCUUUCUGCCCGUGAUUAUUAUACAUGUACAGGUAGUUAUGAAAAGGCAUGUAGUGCAUAUACCCAGUUCAUGAUGGAUGUUGCAAUAUUAAUACGCAAAGAGAAAAAUGUGACCACUGAUGAAAUCCGGCUAGAAAAAGAAAUAACAAGAAUAAUGGACCUGGAGAAAGAAAUCGCAAAUGCAACUACGAAACCAGAGGACAGAACUGACCCAAAUGAGCUUUAUCACAAAAUGCUUCUAUCAGAUGUUCAGAGUAACUUUUCCCUGAAAUUUAGUGGUCAGGAAUUUAACUGGACAAGUUUUGCAAAUGAAAUACUAUCAAUGGCGAACUUGACCAUAACUGAUAAUGAACCAGUUGUGGUUUAUGCACCAGAAUAUUUUGUUAAACUUGGGCCUAUAUUGGAGAAAUACACUGCAAGAGAGAUUCAGAAUUAUCUUGCCUGGCGAGUUGUAAUGGACUAUGUGAAAACCUUGAACCAGAAGUACAAAGAUACAAGACAAGCUUUUCGUAAGGCACUUUAUGGAACAUCAUCAGAUCCUGCUAUUUGGCGUUACUGUGGAAACUAUGUGAAUAGUAACAUGAGAAAUGCUGUUGGAAGAUUAUAUAUAGAUGAAGCAUUUUCUGGAAAAAGCAAAGACAUGGUUGAAAGCAUGAUCCAGGAAAUUCGUAAUGUGUUUAUUGAAACGUUGAAAGAACUGCAUUGGAUGGACCCAGAAACAAGAAACAAGGCUGCAAUGAAGGCAAGAACAAUUCAGAAUAGGAUUGGUUAUCCAGAUAUUGUAAAAGAUGAUGAAAAACUGAACAAUGAAUACAAAAAUGUUGACUACAAGGAGAAUGAAUUUUUUGAAAAUGUAGUUACAAAUGUGGAAUUUGUACAAAAGAAGAGACUGAAGAGACUAAGAGAAAAGGUGGACAAAACAGAGUGGUUUACUGGGGCUGCAGUAGUAAAUGCCUUCUACUCCUCAAGCAGAAAUCACAUAGUCUUCCCAGCAGGUGUCCUGCAAGCACCAUUCUUCAGUGCAAACCAGUUGCAGUGUUUGAACUAUGGAGGAAUAGGUAUGGUUAUCGGACAUGAAAUCACCCACGGCUUUGAUGACAAUGGUAGACAUUUUGACAAAGAUGGUAGACUGACUGACUGGUGGUCUCCAGAAUCUGCAGAGCAGUUUAACAACCUUUCCAAAUGUGUUGUGUACCAGUAUGGAAACUAUUCCUGGCACUUGGCAGGUGGACAGCGGCUCAGUGGAAUAAACACCCUAGGAGAAAACAUUGCUGAUAAUGGGGGAGUAAGGCAAGCAUACAAGGCUUAUGAAAACUUUGUCAAGAAGAAUGGGAAAGAACCUUUGCUUCCUGGCAUAGAUCUAAACAGCAAGCAGCUGUUCUUUGUAAACUUUGCACAGAUAUGGUGUGGAAACUACAGGCCAGAAUUUGCUGUUAAUUCACUCAAAACAGAUGAACACAGCCCAGGUUACUUCAGGGUUAUAGGAAGCUUGCAGAACUUCCCUGAGUUUUCUGAUGCAUUUUCCUGUGGUAAAAGUGAUUACAUGAAUCCUCCUCAGAAAUGUCAUAUAUGGUAACCGACCUGCACCUAAACUGUAUUCAUAAUUUUAAAAUCAAGACUGCUGUCUGUAUGAAUACGAAUGUGGAUUUCUAUAACAAACGCAAAUACCAGUAGCAUCUUUGUACUUCAUAACGACUGGGCCUUAUCAUUUUAAACAGACCGAUAAGGAGUAAUGACAUUUAGAAAUCAUUUGGUUUAGUCUCUCUGAAGUUUUUACAAAAAAGAUGUAUAUGAUUUCAGUGUAAAUGAUCAAAAUGUUGAACAAAAAAGUCUACAAAAACAUGUUAGACAUUUACUCUAUUAAGCAUCCAAAGCACUGAACUUGCUGAAACAUUUUUCUUUUGUGAUCUUUAAAUUAAAACCUUUCUGUAACUUGUCUGAAUAGUGGAAAUAUUAUAGAAAGGUCCUUUUUUAAGGAAAUGUUUGGGAUUAGGGCAAAAGUUAGGGGCAGGAGCAGGUUUACGGUUAGCACACAUUACUAAUUUAAUAAAGUGGAUUUGGCUGGCUUUAACCCCCUGCACCACCUUAGGUAAUGAGUGCUAAUCCUAAACAUAAUGCUGCCCCUAACUCUGUAAUUUUCCUUAAGAAAACUCUUUCCGUAACACUAUAACUAUAAAAGACAGGCUCAGACACAGACAGGUACCAAUAAAGUUGCACAUUACUAGAUCUAUCCUCUUACCUAACCCUUACUCUAACCCUAACCCACAAACACUAGCACAGACACUCCCCCCUUACUCUAAUUCCAAUCUUAACCAGCAGCACACACACACACUGCUCAUACAAACCCAAUUGUUUGGGUAAAACAGACAUUUGACAUAAAGAACAUUUGAUAAAAUGAUCCUACAGUUUAUCUUGUUGAGCAAAUGAAUGUUUGACAGAAUGGGCAAACAUUUUAUACACACACACACACACACACACACACACACACACACACACACACACACACUUGGAUUGAUAGAUAAAUAGAGAAAUGUGGCUCCAUUCCUUACAUUUGAUUAAUGGUACAUCAACAGCAAAACAGUAGGGAUAGAUGUAGUACAGCCAUCAGAGUAUGCGUCAAUAAUAAUAAUCAUAAUUCAGUCAAUAGCUGAUCAUACGGGAAGGCUUGCAUUUUACAUGUAGAAUACUUUUGUCAUGCACAUCCCCAUAGUUAAAUAAUCAGAGAAGGGGGACUGAAUAGUCCAUUCCUGCAAUAAUUUAGUCUUGAAGUGGUAUUAAGUAGGGGCUGAGAUUAGUGUAACCCCCAAAUGGGAAGUGCAGGGUGGAUUGCCAUCUUGAUUUUUUUAUUAGUAUUUUUUUCUGUUAUGCAUUCUUUCCAAAAAUGCUUAUUAGAAGAUUUUUAAUUAGUUUUUUUUCAUGGUAUUCAGCUAAAUGAUUUUAUUUUGUCAUGCACAUUAGUAUAAUUUGAAUUAUUACAGUUGUGUUUCUUCAUUGUUUUCAAGGAAAGUAGCACUUGGCUUUUUUGGCAUAAAUUCCACAGACACAACAUUCAUUGCUUGUAGUACUUGUGUCUCCCUUCAGGGGUAAUCAGGAAGUGUUCAUCUACUUUACCCUUUCCAUGAGUUUCAUGAUUUGUUGAAAUUUCUCUUAUGGAACUCUAUGUGGUAGAUAUAUAGGCUUACUUUUCCUUGCAUUUUGGAACAGCUGCAGUGUUUGAAAAGCUAUGAUUUUUUUCAAAUCUGUGCUUGUGAGAUGAAACAAAAUAUGGAGAACUUCUAAGGGCACAUUAUUUAAAUAAAUAGCAUCAAAUUAACAGUACAGAAGACAAAAUUAAAAAGGUAGAUAACUGAUAUGUUUUCAUAGAUGCUAAAUUCAGAGAGGUGAGAGAAACAAAUGCUUUGGUUUCCAGUAUGAAUGGACAAAUGGCAGUUCACCAAAGUGUGAACUCCCCGAACCCAUUUCCCUGAAAUAAAAUCCUAGCGAAGGGCAAGCCCACUGCAUACUCACACCCCCCAAUAUAAUAUAAUCAACUCCAUGGUUGCACUGUCAGGGGAAAGGAGGCAAACACCACAAAAUGACACUUAGUGCCUGCAUAGUUCCCAAGCGGUACUUCUCAGUAGAGAAGCCAGCAUUGUUGGAGAAUCCUAUUUCAGGGAGUUGAGGCACAAGGAAUUGGAAUUAAUCCAGCAGUAGUGUAGCCGUUGUUCUGCUCACAAACUGUUUUCUUUCCCCAUAGUGUUGGCAUCUUUUGAAUAGGAAUAAUUUUUAUUUUUAAGUUUUAUGUUUUCUUUUGUAAUGUUUUACUGUUUUAUAUUACGUUGUGGUAUAAGCAAAAGUUUAGUUUACCUUUCACUAUUAUGUGCAACACUCUGCUUUCAUAAGGUUCCCAAUAACAAAAAUUAAUAUCAGUCGUAGUAAUUUACAUAAGCAAGUACAAUCAAGAAUCAGUUAAGCUAUUAAUCCACGACAGGUGAAUAACGUGUGUUACCCUAUAGUGAUAUAAUUAAAAUCUUAAUAUUGUUUAAAAAUGAACCCUCAAGACUGGUACACAUUUAGGCACAUUCUUCUACCAAGCACAUGUGUAAGUGUUAAACUUUUCUUUUAGACUUUGGUGUAAAAUUAUCUGAUAUUUGUAUUUUCAUUUAUUAAUAUAUAAUGUGUAUUCAGCCUGAAGACCUCCUCUAUCAGUAGCAUUGUACAUUUCACUUAUACCUCAUCUCUAGAGGAAUUCAGAAGUGGAAGUUGGCGCUUGUAAUAAUUAAUGUCUCACUUCUGUUUCCUUUCUUUCUGAUAUUAUUUAGCCAUUUACUUUUAAAUGUAUAGAAGUAUGCAGAAUGUCAUCUUUUAGUCAGAUAGCAAAAAUUGCAUUCAUGCUUAACCAAAAGUAUUAUGAUAUCCAAAAAGAAAAUUCUACUAGUACAUUGAAUACUUACAGAAUGUCUUACCAAAGAUUCUGGACUUUCAUGGUUAUUAACCAGCCUUUGUAUUGUUUUAUGUUGUAAAUCAUUUUAAUGUCUCAGCUGGUACUGCAGUCUAAAUUGUGGUUAAAACAGUACAUCAGCUGUGAAGUUUAAGGAAAUUAUAUAAAAAUAUAUGAAUAAGUUUUAUGCUGAUAAAAAUGUACUGCUGUAGAGGAAUGCCUUAAUUCCAUUUUGAAAAGUCUAUACAUAGCAUGCUGUAAUGUGUAUUUAAUACCUUUCAGGAUGCCUGAGUUAUAAAAUAUAUAAAUUAAAAGCCACCCAUGAAAUUUGGAAAAGGAAAAAAAUAUAGUAUUCAUUCCCCCAUACUGAAAAAGGAAGGAUUGUUAAGUCUUAUUUGUUAAAUAUAAAGCAAAACAAACCUGAUAAAUAAUUCAAAUAAUUUAUUAUCUGUUGUGUCUUGAAACCUUUUACUCAGGUGUACAAGUUUCUUACUACUUAAUCUUAGGCUGGGAUUCAUAGACUAAUUACUGAGUGCCCACAUAAUGCUUAUAUUUGAGGAUUUUACUGCAUGAAGCAGUGGAGAAAUAAUUAAAGGCAUUGCAGACGGUAUCCAUCUGAAAUAUCAAGACCCGCUGUAGAUCAAGUCCUAAAAUACAGAGAGUGAAUGGCUGAAAAGCAAACUUCCAUAUACUAAGUCCAAGAUGUACAUUAUGAAAUAUUCUUUUCACAUCAGGGAUACGGGGGGGACUUUUCCCUGCUUAAAGGAGACGAAUGAUGCUUGAGAUUCACUCUUCUCCUCUGUUUUCAAUCUUUUUUCAGUCAGCACUCAUUUCGAGUGCCAGCAUUUCAAUAGGGAGCAGUAAUAAACAGCAGAUAGUGACUUCAUGCUAAGCAAACGUCUGCAUAAGAAAACAGAAGCCGUGCAGAAACAGGAAAAAACAGUGUUAUAGCACCACAUGGCCAUUUGGGACCAGUGCUACAACAGCAUGAGAGUGAUAUGAAAGAUGUCAAAUGUACAACAUGGUAGCAUGGCUGAUGCAGUUCAUGCCACUAUGCAGUAGCUGAAUCCAGGGGAAGACAGCCUCAGGAAGGGCAACAGAGCUCAAUACAGAGCAAAGGGAUAUGCCAGUCUGGGUAUCCAUAUAAAUGGGGAUAAAAUGGGGUAGGUAGCAAAGUAGGAGAGGGGAUCACAGAAAGCAGAGUUAAGUAUGGAAGUGUAAUCAUAAUAGAGGGAUGGAAAAAGAAAGGGUAGUUUUAAAGAGGGACAGACAUUUUUUAAUGUUUUAAUAAGAAAGGUGGUUGAAGGGUGGCUGUGAGUGGGCUAGAAGGGGAAAGAUAGGUAGCAGGGACAGACAGACAUGGAACAGAGACACAGUCAGAUGAGGUCAUGUACACAGAGAUAGUGGUGCGGACGUAGGAUGAGCAUGUAUCGAAGGUGGACAGUUAGUGCUGGAAAACAAGCAAGUAAUGGGGAAUGGCACCUGAGGUAAAGAGCACUAAGAAGGGGUAGGGCGGGCUAUUGGUAUGGUUGCUUCCAGGUCUGUGCAGAGAUGAGCAAAACCAGACAUCGCUCAUGGGACGCUGCUAUGGUCUAGUUGCUCCACUGGUGACCAAGUAGUUCAGGCCUGCAGGUCACACAACUUUACCAGUAUUACGAAUGUCAGCAUUUUAAGCUUUCAGUGUUAUAAGAAUUCGAAAAGAAUUCAAAAUUUUCAUCUCAGUAAUAUGAAAUUCGCAAUUUUAGGUUUUCAGUCUUAUAAAGUAGAUCUGUUUUCAAUAUACUUGUAUGACAGUGUAGUACUACAAGAGAGUUAUGACAACCAAAAAAUAUGUUUGCAGUGCAUCCCUCAGUCACUUUCAUGAACCUCUACCUCCUACUGAUAACACAAAUUGGGUGGUAUCGUUUCAGGUGAAUAAAGCAAUGAUGAAACUUCCCCUGAACAGGUGAUGUAAAUGUAAUCUUUUAAUGCCUAUGCCAUGUCUUGUCAGGGAUACACACUUUCAAAGGGCAUCAUAAUGGCCCGAGAGGUAUUAUUUGUAGUCCAUGUGCCUAAAGAACAGAAGCACCCUGCUGUUUUGGUGCAUCAGGCAGAAGCCCUGCUGUUACUACUGCCUGAAUUAGCCAUAGCCACCCGGUAGGUCCUCUCAAGGAGCAUUAUAUUAGUCUCAUGUAUAUGGAUGCACAUUUGUAAAUCACUUUCCCUACAAUGUAGUGCUUCUUCAUGGUGCUGUGUAUGUAUAUAUGGCAUCACGAGAACAUAUAGGUGACAUGUCUUAUGAUGCAUGUUAUACACAAUGCUGACACCACUAUGCAUGCAGAGUGCAUUCUGCACAGGCAGUGAUUCACAGUCAUUGACACUAUCUGGUUUAAUUUGCAUAACUGCCACUCUAGCUGCUUCCUGCUACUCACAGCAUUGCAAAGAUGAUGAAUGAGCUUUCUGGCUGGAAAGGGAGCAUGUACCAAUCACCCAGGAACCUAAAGUAUAGGCACAGAGAAAGAAAAGUUUUGCUGAUGUUUCUGGUGGCACAAAUUGCCUCUGUAGGAAUGUCUAUUUAGACAAAUUGCAACUGAGAUCCCAUUUGCCUCUCCAGGCUAUAUCAUCCAUGGUUGUGACGGGAUCUUGAUGCAAGGUUGUCAGGCACAGGCAUCCCUUAUCAGACUAUACACACUAUUGGUGACUGUCAUCUGUAGCCACAUGACCUGCCUCCCUGGUUGUGGCAUUGUCCACAUCAUAGGUGGUGACACUCAGUGGGCUCUACACAUGAAAUGCCCCCUCAAGAUGCAUCUGCACAGUUUCAUAAUCCUAAAUGUUACCUGUAACAGAAUGUUUUCAACCCUGAAACCACAAGCUAACACUGUGUCACUGCUGGUGAUCAUGUAAUAGAAGCCUCACCACAACACACAGCUAGAGGAUGUGAUCCCUGAUUUCCCACAACUUCUCAGAGUACAUGGCUACUCUCUUCACCUUUCUUUUGUCAUACUUUCAAUUUGGUUAUAAAUGUUUGUUUAUAAAAAAAAUAUAUAUAUAUAUUUUAUUGUAACCUCAGUAUUUUUGUUUUGUCUUAGAACCACAAAUAGUUAAAUUGUAAAUUGCUAUAAUUUUUCUGUAACCUUUGCAUUGGAGCUUUUCUCCCUAGGACUCUAUUGAAAACAGGUUAUUUUGGCCCAAUGGACUAUCCUGGUUAAACAACUGCAAACAAAAUAAAAUAUAAAUACAAUUUAAUUCCUACUCCACGUUAUACUUGCAGUAACCUGGCACUGUGUCCUUCCACCUGUGGAAAUAUUGCAUGCAUCCCUUUAUUCUGUGUUGCCUGUGCAUUGGCACAAUGUUGUGGAUCAGUUGCCACCUCUUUCCUAGUGCUACAACUUAUUGCACCCACAUCUGUCUUGGUUGUGGCCUUCCUGCUGCAUGUUCCUCUUCAGACUGCUCACCCUGCCUUUCUGCUGCUACUGCAUGAUUAUUAGGCAUGUCCUGCCAUGAUGGUCUUCUGCUGCUCCAUUUGUUCCUACCACAACUGGUUUUGGAGCACGAUACACACAUACAUAUUGCUGUGUAUAUAUCUGGACAACAUCCCUUUCAUAGUCCAAACAAAGCCAUGUCUAACCCAGAAUUAAUGGACAUGCUCCACCUCAAAAAAUCCAAAUCCCUUAGAGCUACACGCUCCAGGGACUUAAACCUCAGCACAAAAAUAAAUUG
Molecule: messenger RNA, 8877 nt
Organism: Protopterus annectens (West African lungfish)
Lineage: Eukaryota; Metazoa; Chordata; Ceratodontiformes; Protopteridae
Gene: MME
Product: membrane metalloendopeptidase
Exons: 22
Coding region: 85-2334 (749 amino acids)
Biological process (GO): protein processing; amyloid-beta clearance
Cellular component (GO): plasma membrane
Molecular function (GO): metalloendopeptidase activity
Source: RefSeq, a predicted model, not a curated record